AUGGGAGACGACCGGUGCGAACUCCCCACACCCGGCUAUCUCGGGAUCCGCUGCAGAGAGGUGCUGGGGUUGCAGGACGAUUGGGGCAGUCUGGUCAUAACGGCACAAAGGCAAGGAAGUCGACAGGGCGGCAAUGCCCAAGGGCCGAGGGGAGCAGUGCCUAAGCGGAGGCGCUGUGGCUGCGGGGGCGAAAGGAACCUGCGGUCGCGCUCUCUGGCUCUGGGGGAUCUGCGCGGCGGUUAUGACCCUGCCGCUACGGACCAAGCCCGCCAGUCCCGCAGCUUAUUCAGCGCGUCGGAAUGCGUGGCUGCUGAGCGCCGGCAGUAUGUUGGUAAACAGACGCCGGGUCGCAGGAGGUGCCGCCCGGCGCCCAGCCGGCCCAGCACGCGCGCGGCGCGCACGCCCCCGCGGGGCGCCCUGGGCCAGGCACGCCGCGACCGCCGCGACUGCGUCUCACCGCCACCGCACCCCCGGCACCCCGCCCCGUCCUCGCUUCCGCUUCCGGCAGGGGCCCGGGUUCGGUUGCGACACCGCAGCUCCUGCAGGCCCCCGAGGCCCAAGGAGGGAUCUGCCGUCUGGGCUUCAGCCAGUGCGGCGCCCCGCCUUUCCUGGCGCCGCGUCCUCUCCUUUAGUGAAAGGGGCUCGCUUGGAGAACUCCAGCACGGAAGCGAGGGCCUGGGAGCCGACAUCGGGGUCCCGGCUGGGGGACCCGGCAACCCCGAGAGCUGGGGAGUCAGCCAAGCCUUGAGCCCUUUGGCUGGCCUUGGCCCCAGCCCGGUGCGGGAGCGGGAAACGGCCGGGUUGGGGGCGCGGGAGUUCCGGGCCGGUGUCCCAGCCCCGGGCCUGUCGGGCGGACAGACCUCGGGACGCUGCGCUGGAUGCCCGCGGGGAGCGCGAAGAGCUGGCGGGAGGCCCAAAGCCAACCCGUCUGCAACGAAGUCGGGCGCCUGGAACGAAGGCAGCUCAUCUGGUUUCUCCAGACUUUUCCAGACCCCCGCACGGAACUUAGGGCGUUCCGCCCAAGUCUCCAUCGCCCAGCCCCGGACGGAAGCCGCUGGUAGGACGUGGCUGGAGUGGGAACAGCACCUAGCGAGCACCGAUGAAGAAGAGGGUAGAAGCAAGCAUGACAGAGAAUUUCCAGGCCUGGGCAACCAGAGGCGCCUGCAGAAAAGCCGAGUGUUUGAUUCAGAGAUUUGGGCGUUUGGCGGGCGCUGCCCCGGGGGGCGCGACCGCAGAGCCGAGCGCCCCUGUAAUUUCCGCGGGGAGCUGACCGGCUCAAACACGGCCCCGCGGUGCCCCGACCGCAGGCCCCGAGACCGGAGACGGCGCCCAGACGGCCUUGCCCGGGUCGUGGGAGCGCCGCUGGGGCGGCCUCCUCCGAGGGCCCAGCCUGGCCCCGCCGCCUCCUCCACGCAGCCCAAUGCCACCAAGAAGCCUGGUGCUGCCCCCAUCGCUGCAUCUCUAAAAACCUAUCCCUCGCAUCUCUAA
This is a messenger RNA of Rangifer tarandus platyrhynchus (Svalbard reindeer), 1488 nucleotides long. NCBI's taxonomy places the organism in Eukaryota, Metazoa, Chordata, Mammalia, Artiodactyla, Cervidae. The record is from the annotation of a GenBank genome assembly.